Rotaria sp. Silwood1 is the source of this 303-nucleotide messenger RNA. NCBI's taxonomy places the organism in Eukaryota, Metazoa, Rotifera, Eurotatoria, Philodinida, Philodinidae. The record is from the annotation of a GenBank genome assembly.
AUGGCGUCAAAACGAUGUGCUGGAUCAAUUUUGGAAUAUUUUACUAAAAAAAUGAAAAGUUCAACAGCAUCUGUAUCUACAAAAGAAAUUGCUUUAACUGAUCUAAUUAAUCUUUCAACAAGUUCUCGAGAUGAAGUUCUUGAAGAAUCAUUUGUAGCUCAAAGUACUCCUCUUGUGAAUUCAUUAAAUUUGUUUAAUACGAAUAGUUUACUGGAAAAUUAUGAUGAAUCUGAAAACCGGGCUGCAAUUGUUGAUAAUUGUAGUGAAUCAUCAUAUGAAAAAAGACAAAUGCUUUUCGACUGA